AGAAGAAGAAGAAGAAGAAAUUUGGUUGGCUACGUCGGUUAUCAAUCACCGCAAGCUUUCUGUGUCCGGAAGUGGUUACAAAACAGACAGAGGUGUGUGGAGUGGGAAGGACGCUUCGCACAGACGCUGAGGAGAAACUAAACUUUAAACACGAUGGUGUUGGCAGAAGUGCUCCAGGUGGUGAGGGGGGCUGGAAAGGUGGGUGCUGCCUUUGCCACCAUUCAGGGUGAACAGCUCAGACUGAUGGCCUGCAACUCGACCUUUGGUGCAGGGGUCAAAGCUGCACAGGAGGCGGUUGAGGUCGUGAUGGGCACGGUGAUGGAAGCAGGCGUGACACCUAAGACUGAGGAGUUCCCCGACAUUGAGAAGUGGGAGGAGAUGGACCCAGAUGAAGCAGCAAAGUGGGCUGUGGGCUCUGAAAUGCCUCCAGAUAUCUCCAGCAAAGAAGGACGGGAGGAAACACCAGCGAUGCCUUUUGGUGCACCUACUGGCACUGUCAAAGGAAAUGGCUGGCCUGGUCAAAGCACUCGAUUUCUGCAUGUAUCAAUGUCUCAUCUCCGUGUUAGGUUUGUCCAUGACUCUAUGGUUGCCAGGUUAAGCCCUGAAGACAUUAAAAAGGCAAGGGAGGCAAAACAGAAUAUUGCCAGGCCUGUCCGACAAAAGCUUAGUGAGCGAGCGAGAGAAAGAAAAGUACCGGCAACCCGGAUAAGCCGACUGGCUAAUUUUGGAGGAUUAGCUGUUGGACUUGGCAUUGGUGCCAUUGCUGAAGUGGCGAAGCAGUCUUUUGGAGGAAAACGCUCAGGUUAUAUGGGGGCUCUUUUAGACUCUCCCCUCCUGUCAGAGGCCAAUGCAGAGAGAAUAGUGAACACACUGUGUAAAGUUAGAGGAGCGGCCCUCAAGAUUGGACAGAUGCUAAGCAUUCAGGAUAAUAGCUUCAUUAACCCACAACUGCAGAAAAUAUUUGAGAGGGUUCGACAGAGUGCAGACUUCAUGCCAGCCUGGCAAAUGCAUAAAGUGCUUGAGGAGGAGUUAGGAUCUGGAUGGAAGGAGAAGCUCUCAUCAUUUGAGGAAAAACCCUUUGCUGCUGCUUCAAUUGGUCAAGUGCAUCAUGGAGUCUUGCCUGAUGGGAGGGAAAUUGCUAUGAAGAUACAGUACCCUGGUGUUGCUGAGAGCAUUCGUAGUGACAUCAACAAUCUCAUGUCUGUUCUGAAGAUGAGUGUUGUGCUGCCUGAUGGUCUAUUUGCUGACAGUAGUCUUGAGGUUCUACAGAGGGAGCUGGCAUGGGAGUGUGACUACAAGAGAGAGGCAGAGUGUGCAAAGCGAUUUAGGAAUUUGCUUAAAGGUGAUCCAGUGUUCGUAGUCCCUGAGGUUUUUGAUGAGCUAUCGAGUCGUCGAGUGAUCACAAUGGAGCUAGUUCAUGGAGUUCCACUGGACCGCUGUGUUGAUUUGAAUCAGGAGAUUAGAAAUGAGAUCUGUUUCAACAUCCUGCAGUUGUGUUUGAGAGAGCUGUUUGAGUUCCGCUUCAUGCAGACAGACCCUAACUGGUCCAACUUCUUCUAUAAUAGUGAACAGAACAAGAUAUUUCUGUUGGACUUUGGAGCCUGCCGAGACUACCCACAGUCAUUCACAGAUGAUUACAUAGAGGUGGUCCAUGCAGCAUCAGUCGGCGACAGGGCUGCUGUUCUGCAGAAAUCUAAAGAUCUGAAUUUCCUUACUGGUUUUGAAGCCAAGGCCUUCGAGGAUGCACACGUAGAGGCAGUUAUGAUCCUCGGCGAAGCGUUUGCUUCUACUGAAGCGUUUGACUUCGGCACUCAGUGUACCACACAGCGCAUCCAGAGCCUGAUCCCUGUCAUGCUUCGACACCGUCUCACUCCUCCUCCAGAGGAGUCUUACUCUCUCCACCGCAAAAUGGCUGGCUCAUUCCUCAUCUGUUCCAAGCUGAAGGCCCGCAUUCCCUGCCGAAAUAUGUUCCUUGACGUUUACAAUGCCUACCAAAGUAAGAAAAGAUGCAUCUAGGUUUAGACUUGUCGAGUCUACAAAGUGACAUUGUGCACUACAACCAAGGGCGAUAUGUUCUUGUAUGUAUCAUAAAAGUGAAUUUCUUGAAUGUUUUAUAUGUGAUAAUCAUUCAAGAACUUGAUGUAAGAUGUUUAACUUCUGACUGACAGACAGUUGUUUAUUUAUAAAUCUGGAGUGUUCAAAUGUUCCAUAAUACAAUUCUAUAUGUCCUACAUUUGUUUAUUCCUUUAACAAAAUACUCUCAUUUGUUGGUUUAUCAAACAACAAGCUCUGAGUGUAAAGGUGUAUGUUCAUAGAAUUUGUUUAUGAUCAUUGCCAAGCUUUUAAAAUUAAUAUUAAACAAUGAACAGAUUGCCUGCAGUGGAGAGAAAUGCAUUUCAGAAUUCCAUAAACGUAACAAUGUGACAAUUUUAUUUAACAUCAUGUUGCUAUUUAUUAGAUGUUAGGAAAGUCAUUGUAAGUCUGUGUGUGCAGUAUGUCACUUUUCAUCAUUAAAAGUAUGACAGCUGAUUUAACA
Messenger RNA from Cyprinus carpio (common carp), 2536 nucleotides. RefSeq names its product coenzyme Q8B (gene coq8b). Gene Ontology annotation, molecular function: kinase activity. Gene Ontology annotation, cellular component: extrinsic component of mitochondrial inner membrane. NCBI's taxonomy places the organism in Eukaryota, Metazoa, Chordata, Actinopteri, Cypriniformes, Cyprinidae. Gene Ontology annotation, biological process: ubiquinone biosynthetic process. The record is from RefSeq and is a predicted model, not a curated record.